Molecule: messenger RNA, 613 nt
Organism: Rubroshorea leprosula
Lineage: Eukaryota; Viridiplantae; Streptophyta; Magnoliopsida; Malvales; Dipterocarpaceae
Source: the annotation of a GenBank genome assembly
UUAUUGUUAAACUCUCAUGCGUUGGUGAGUUUUUUUUUUUUUUGAAGUACUCUGAAGGAUUUGAUGAAAGUAGCUGAGAGGGAAGAUAAAGCUGGUGGCAGUGGAGCCUUUUCCAUUCAUGGCUUGCAUGAGGUAUUGAAGGGGAAGAAGAAGCAGCGUGCCAUCUGCCAUGGUUUACGGAUGCAUUGGGUAGAGCAAGCAGGUAUGGCAAGCGGUGCUGAAUACUUGCAAUAUAAUAAGACACGUACCUGGGCAUUGCUCUCUGGUGUGGACUUGCCUUUGCUGCUUCAAUUUAUUUUCAUUGGAUGGGCCGACAUGGUAGGCGUUUUGUUGGAAAGAGUUAUUCUGAGAGCAUUAUAGUUGGAAGGAUCAUCCAGCAUGUUAGUUUGAUAUGUCACAUGUAGACUCUUUGUGGUAGUGCUAGAAUUGUUUUGAUUAUUUUUUGGGAAAUUUUAUUUACCGUGCAGCACCAACGUUUAUGCUCGGGAAGCGGAUUGUAAGUAUCCCUUACAGGAUUUGGAUUGAGACAAAAAGACUUAUCCUUGUAGGUUUUUUUCGUUGAAGUUAAUCAUUUGAAUUCGUUGGUUUAAUUCAAUCAAUAUGAAAAGUUUGU